Fonsecaea erecta is the source of this 873-nucleotide messenger RNA. RefSeq lists its product as hypothetical. The record is from RefSeq and is a predicted model, not a curated record. Lineage: Eukaryota; Fungi; Ascomycota; Eurotiomycetes; Chaetothyriales; Herpotrichiellaceae. The transcript is spliced from 3 exons. The coding region runs from base 1 to 873 and encodes 290 amino acids.
AUGCCUUCGCUCGCCGCUUCUUCCCUCCUCGCCGCCGGCCUGGCGACUUUGGCCCAAGCAUUCACCGCGCCGGGUGCACAGACGUGGGGUCCUCUGCUCACCCCAGAUACCACAGACGCUGUCACUCAAGGCAAAGCAUUCACCGUGACCUGGGAUCCUGAAGACCAUCCGACCGACGGCGUCACCGUCAGUCUCGUGCUCUGCCACGGACCCAGCACCAACUGCGUGCUCUCCGACACGGCCAUCGCGGAGGGAAUCCCUGCCGCACAGAAAUCAUUCGACUGGCAGGUUCCUUGCGACUUGGCCCCAGGCACCGAAGGCACUGAGACCGGCUAUGGAAUGCUGAUCAUCGUCGACGGCACUGGCGAGUUCCAAUACUCGACUCAAUUCUCCUGCCUCGAGAACAAGAGCUGCUCCAGCUCGAGCUCCAGUUCCGGGUCCAGCUCGUCAUCGUCUCCCAUCGUCUCCAUCUCCGCCACCGCCACCAGCACCACCGGCGGCUCGUCCAUCAUCAUCGGGCCCCCAGCAUACCAGACCGGAUCCAACACGUAUGGCGGGUCGGGCAACUCGACCUGGGCCACCACAGCGGUCGUGGCCGGCACAGGCAGCAGCUGGGCUUCCGGCGCCUCGACCGCCACCGCCACCGCCGUCAUGACUAGCUACAGCAGCGGCUACUACAGCACCCUCCCCGGCACCACCGUCAUCGGCAGCACCCUGACCACCGCAGCCGGCGCAACAGUCUCAACGCAGAGCACAGGCACCGCCUCCGGACCUGCGGCCAGCGCGUCUCCCUUCGGUGGCGGCGCAAGCCAGGUUGGCUACAGCGCCGCGGGCCUGGUGAUUGCCGGUGCUGUUGCUGUGCUCGCGCUGUAA